UAGUGGUUGUUUAUUGGGAAACAGAUAUGAGUAAUCCUAAUAUAUGUGGAAGUACAAGUGGGAAUGAUAAUACAAGUGGUUCAGGAAAAAGGGUGAGAGGCCAAAGGGGAAGAACUAAGGCUCAUGAUAUUAUAAAUAUUCCAGAUGGUGAGAGAAUACAAAUUGAAGUAAAUGAGUGGGGACAACCAUGUGAAGGCAAGUCAACAGCGAAAUUAACUACAUGGAUUGGAACAUUAGCAAGGAAUCAUCUAUAUUGUCCGUUGACAUACCCUAAGUGGACAAACAUACCACAAUCAUAUAAAGAAGAUUGUUGGAAAGAAAUAACGGCCAAAUUUAUCAUCCCUGAAGUUUGCAAGACAUGGUGCUUAGAUAGAUUAGCUAAACGGUUGAAGGACCAUAAGUGUGACUUGAAGGCUGAGUACUACAGUAAGUAUGAUUCAUCCUCUGAUCAGAGGAAAAAUAUUGAUCUUCAACUUACACCAUUGGAGCAAUGGGAUGCGCUACUGAAGUUGUGGGAUGAUAAAAAGCAUAAGGAACUUUCUGAUCGUAAUAAGAAAAAUAAGUCCAAACAAAAAAUGCGUCAUAGAUGGGUAGAACUUCAUAUGCCAUCAUACGUGAAAAAUUGCUUAACGAGGACCCAGAGAAAAAGCUUCCAAAUCGUAUCAAAAUAUUUGACUUCACCCAUGAAAGGCCUGGAUGUUCUAUGGAUGACGAGUCUGCGAAAAAGUUGGAAAAAAUGCAGCGUGAACUAAGUUUGCAACUUGAAGAAAUGCAAUAGGACAAUGAUGUUAUUGAUGAAACCUUCACCAAAGUAAUGGGACGUGAUAGACGUGGAUAUGUGCGCAUGUUUGGGCUUGGAGUAACCCCAAAACAAGUGUUUGUUUUAGAAGGACUACGUGCUCAGAGGCAAGGACAACAUAUCUCAGAAUUAAAGUUAGAGAAUAGCCAAUUGAAAGAGCAGAUUUCUCAACAAAAUGUGGAGAUGAAUGAGAUGAAGUCUCAAAUAGCUAUGCUUAUGCAAUUCAUGACAUCAUUCCAAUCUUCUCAAGGAUAGGUAUAAUAUAUACUUUAAUUUCUAUACAUUCAUAAUUGAGUUAUCUAUAUAUUAUAUCUCUGGUGGAUGUAUCUUCAUGACCAUAAUGAUUCCAUAUGUAACAAUCUAUGAUAUGUUUGUUAAUGAUUGAUGUAUCAUACUCCAUUGUAGUGACAGUCUAGAGUUCA
Messenger RNA from Macadamia integrifolia, 1221 nucleotides. RefSeq lists its product as uncharacterized. The record is from RefSeq and is a predicted model, not a curated record. The transcript is spliced from 6 exons. Bases 27 to 752 code for a protein of 241 amino acids. NCBI's taxonomy places the organism in Eukaryota, Viridiplantae, Streptophyta, Magnoliopsida, Proteales, Proteaceae.